CUGGAGACUCGACCUGCAUUUCUCACCUGAAAGCUUUGCGCGUGUUAUGAGCACAACGACGGCCGCAUCGAGGACCGCAACUCGUUGAAACGAAAACUCUGGCUAGUGCAAGCGGUAAUAAAGCAGAGGAGAAAAGGUCGGCGUCUAAGAGAGACUCGACGGAAAUAGAAUACGACACAUCAUAUCGCUCUUUCCCCUUACGCAAGAGGGGUAUCCCCGAGCUCUUGCCACUCCUGGUAGCAUCGUCUGCAAAAGCAGCCUCAGGCAGAUUUGGCCUCAUUCUUUUGAUUUGAACCUACAAUGGCCAAACUCAGAGUCCCUUCGUGGCUAUCCAGCGAGCGCAAUGGAUCCACAGCCAACAUGGAUGUUGACAAAAAAAGACUCAAUCGGCGAUCAUUUCCUGGCCUGGCUACUACGAGGUCGAAAGAAGAAUCUCUGCAAAAGAAAGAAGAAGAGCAAAGCGAAGUUUCGAAAGUAGAAUCUCCUGAGUCUCGAAUGCUUGUGCUGGCGGAGACGAUCCGCGUUGAAACCGAGAGGCUGCAGACUUACCUCCAGUCGAAUGGUAUUGCUCAACCAAGUCUCAGCGUUGACGGACCCGACGAUUUCCCUCUCUUACCCGACGAGAUUCAACAGAGUCGUCAAAAGAUUGUUCUCGCUACUAAAGAGCUUACAAAUCUCGUCAGGGGUCCUCGUGAAAGCGUGAGAUACGAUGUUUGGAGUUAUUUGGAUACUUUGAGCUUGCAGCUCAUCAAUAGCUAUCAAAUUGCUAAACUGGUUCCACUGGAUGCUCCUAUCAAGCUAACUGAACUUCAAUCCAAAACUCCAUUGGAACCUGUCAAUCUUGCCCGUGCUCUACGGCAUGCCAUGACUAACAAUAUAUUCUGCGAACCAUCUCCUGGUCUCAUUGCCCACACUGCAAAUUCACGUAUCUUGGCACAAGACACCUCACUUCAAGCUUGGAUUGGCUUCAAUUCAGAAGACAUCUUUCCCGCUGCUGGUCACGUAAUGCAAGCGUUGAAAUCCCACCCCGAAGCAACCUCCAUAACUCACACAGGAUUCAAUUUUGCUUUCAGUACGGUUGGCGAAGAGCCCAUGUUUGUGACCCUUGGUAAGGAUCCAGUCAGGGCCAGGCGCUUUGCCAAUGCGAUGCUCAGUUUCACAAACGGAGAAGGCUAUGAAGUCAGCUACUUUGUAGACAACUAUGACCUUUCCGAUGUGAAUGAGCGCGGAGGUACGUUUGUUGACGUCGGCGGUAGUCAUGGCUUCGUGUCAGUGGAAAUGGCCAAGAAGUGGAAGAACAUGAAGUUUAUCGUGCAAGAUUUGCCAAAAAUGAUAAGCAGUGCGCCGCAACCCAUUUGCGAGGAUGCCACCGUAGCAGAGAGAAUCUCCUUGCAAGUCCACGAUUUCUUCACAGAGCAACCUGCAAAGGGCGCUGAUGUUUACUACUUUCGGUGGAUUUUUCACAACUAUUCCCAACCAUAUGCCGUUAAAAUUCUGAAGAGUCUCAUUCCUGCACUAAAGCCCGGAGCUCGUGUCGUCAUCAAUGAUUACUGCAUACGAGAUCCAGGAUCAGAGAAUCCUUGGGAUGAAAAGCUCAUGAGAAGCAUGGACAUGAUCAUGGGCACUCUUUUCAACGCACAGGAGCGAGAAGAAAGAGAGUUUUGCGAGUUAUUCAAAGCAGCUGAUCAUAGGUUUGACUUCAAGGGAGUCUACAGGGUUGAAAGUUGUAAAAUGAGCGUGAUCGAAGCAGUGUGGAAUGAGAAUGGGGUUGAGGCUCAGGUCGACGAGUGCAAGGAAUAAGGCGUUUUGACUGCAAUGAAGGUGAUGUUUGGAGCGGGAAUAACGGAGGAUGUAUUGCUUAAUAUGCUGUUGGCGAUUAAUUAAUUGACUAGAUAGUGAGCAGAUGACAAUGGUUUGUCUUUAAUAUCCAU
Trichoderma virens Gv29-8 is the source of this 1931-nucleotide messenger RNA. RefSeq lists its product as uncharacterized. The coding region runs from base 301 to 1800 and encodes 499 amino acids. The transcript is spliced from 6 exons. Lineage: Eukaryota; Fungi; Ascomycota; Sordariomycetes; Hypocreales; Hypocreaceae. The record is from RefSeq and is a predicted model, not a curated record. Gene Ontology annotation, molecular function: O-methyltransferase activity.